This is a messenger RNA of Austrofundulus limnaeus, 2851 nucleotides long. It is a transcript of the gene nup93, whose product is annotated as nucleoporin 93. Gene Ontology annotation, cellular component: nuclear pore. Gene Ontology annotation, biological process: poly(A)+ mRNA export from nucleus; protein import into nucleus. Gene Ontology annotation, molecular function: structural constituent of nuclear pore. The record is from RefSeq and is a predicted model, not a curated record. Lineage: Eukaryota; Metazoa; Chordata; Actinopteri; Cyprinodontiformes; Rivulidae.
ACGUUCUUCAUGGAUUGCACUUUUAUGCUGAAUGAAACUAACUUAUAGAAUAUUUACUCAACUAAGGAGCACAUAACUUCACCCCCUUAAUCAACAGCAUCAUGGAUGCAGAAGGUUUUGGAGAGCUUCUGCAGCAGGCAGAGCAGUUGGCUGCAGAAACAGAAGCUGUGUCUGAGCUGCCGCACGUUGAAAGGAACCUWCAGGAGAUCCAGCAGGCCGGGGAGAGACUUCGGUCUCGUACUCUGACCCGCACUUCCCAAGAUGCAGCWGAUGUUAAAGCGUCAAUCCUCCUUGGUUCCAGAGGUUUAGACAUCUUCCACAUUUCUCAGAGACUGGAAAGUUUAAGUGCUGCCACCACUUUUGAGCCUCUGGAGCCCGUCAAAGAUACAGACAUACAGGGCUUCUUGAAGAACGAGAGGGACAACGCCCUCCUGUCAGCCAUCGAAGAGUCUCGCCGCCGGACGUUCCUGCUGGCUGAGGAGUACCACCGUGAGUCCAUGCUGGUUCAGUGGGAGCAGGUGAAGCAGAGAGUUCUUCACACUCUAAUCGGAGCCGGAGAAGAUGCUCUGGACUUCAGCCAAGAUGUGCCAAGCUUUGUGAGUGAAGUGACAGCUCCAGGAAGGAGCGCUUUGGACAGUGUGGAGGUGGCUUAUGGUCGACAGAUUUAUAUUUUCAACGAGAAGAUCGUUAAUGGACACAUUCGGCCUAAUCUGGGGGAUUUAUUAGCUUCAGUUGCUGAAAGCUUUGAUGACAAGAACGUGUCKGAGUUGUGGCUGAUGGUGAAACAGAUGACGGACGUGUUGCUGGUUCCGGCCAAAGACACCCUGAAGAGUCGCACUUCUGUUGAAAUGCAGAUGGCCUUCGUGCGUCAGGCGCUCACCUUCCUGGAGAGCAGAUAUAAAAAUCACACAAUGGGAACGGUCUUUGGGAACCUUCAUCAGGCCCAGCUCGGAGGUGUGCCUGGAACGUACCAACUGGUCCACAGCUUCCUCAACAUCAAGCUGCCGGGCCCUCUACCUGGCAUGCAGGAUGGUGAGAUAAAAGGCCACCCGGUGUGGGCUGUAAUCUACUACUGCCUGCGUUGUGGAGACCUGAACGCAGCCAUGCAGGUGGUGAACCGGGUGCACCACCAGCUGGGAGACUUUAAGACCUGGUUUCAGGAGUACAUGAACAGCCCUGAAAAACGGCUUUCCCCGACUUCGGAGAACAAACUUCGCCUUCACUACCGCCGAGCGCUGAGGAACUGCGCCGAUCCCUACAAAAGAGCCGUUUACUGUCUGAUCGGGAAGUGCGACGUCAACGAUAAUCACGGAGAGGUGGCGGAUAAAACCGAAGACUACCUCUGGCUUAAGUUGAACCAGGUGUGUUUUGAUGACGACAGCAGCAGCUCUCCUCAGGACAGACUCACUCUGCCUCAGCUACAGAAGCAGCUGCUGGAAGACUACGGUGAGUCCCACUUCUCAGCGAUCCAGCAUCCCUUCCUGUACUUCCAGGUGUUGUUCCUGACGGCUCAGUUCGAGGCAGCCGUGGCGUUCCUGUUCCGUGUGGAGAGGCUCCGCAGCCACGCUGUGCACGUGGCCUUGGUGCUGUACGAGCUGCAGCUGCUGCUGAAGUCGUCCGGUCAGAGCGCUCAGCUGCUGAGUCAGGAGCCCGGCGACCCCCCGAUGGUGCGGCGCCUCAACUUCAUCCGCCUGCUCAUGCUGUACACCCGCAAGUUUGAGUCCACGGACCCAAGAGAGGCUCUGCAGUACUUCUACUUCCUGCGCAGUGAGAAAGACAGCCAGGGAGAAAACAUGUUCAUGAGGUGCGUCAGCGAGCUGGUUAUUGAGAGUCGAGAGUUUGACAUGCUGUUAGGAAGACUGGAGAAGGAUGGAAGUAGGAAGCCGGGCGUCAUAGAUAAGUUUGCCGGCGACACCAGAGCGAUCAUCAGCAAAGUGGCUCUGGAGGCGGAGAACAAAGGCUUGUUUGAGGAGGCGGUCAGACUCUACGAGCUGGCCAAGAACCCCGAUAAGGUGCUGGAGCUGAUGAACAGGCUGCUGAGUCCGGUCAUCGCUCAGGUCAGCGCGCCGCAGUCCAACAAAGAGAGGCUGAAGAACAUGGCGACGGCGACGGCUGAGAGGUACCGCUCUCAGGGAGUGGCAGCGGAGAAGACCGUUAACAGCACCUUYUACCUGCUUUUAGACCUGAUGACAUUCUUCGACGAGUACCACGCGGGUCACGUGGACCGCGCCUGCGACGUGAUGGAGCGUUUAAAGCUGCUUCCUCUCAGUCAGGACAGCGUGGAGGAGAGAGUCGCAGCUUUUAGGAACUUCAGUGACGAGGUGCGUCACAACUUGUCUGAGGUUCUGUUGGCCACCAUGAACAUCCUCUUCACGCAGUAUAAACGUUUGAAGGGAGCACCGGCGGGCACGCCGGGACGGUCGCAAAGAUCCACAGAGGACAGAGGCGCGCAACUGCGCAGCCAGGCCAGAGCCCUGAUCACCUUCGCCGGCAUGAUUCCUUACAACAUGGCCGGAGACACAAACGCAAGACUGGUGCAAAUGGAGCUGCUGAUGAACUGACCACACACCCCAAAACACACCUCACAUACACACCAAAACACACCCCUACCCCGCUGCAGAUCCUUGGAUUUUGACGACUGUCAUUCACAAACCCUUUUGUGUUUUUUAGUUUGAUUUAGGCUCCUGCCCUCAGCUCGAUCUUUACAAAUGUUUUGUUUUUCAUCCAUCUGAGUUCUUCUCAUCUGUUUGUUUGUUUUUUAUUUUUAUUUCUGUUUCAUGUUUGUAUCUUUUAAAUUUUUGGAAUAAAAAACCAAUAUUUUCAGUUGUCCUUUUUACGUUGAAACGUUAAA